GUGCUACAAAGACAUUAGAAGACAGCGAUGGCCAUGAUGUUGAGAGCAUUUACUCACGCAACUACAUAACCGGAAAGUUGACCCAGAAGAAGGAGGAGCAGCUGGGAACCCCCGAGGCGGCGCUUCGAGCGAGACGGCUGCAAGCGCAGAAGCAAAAGAGAGAGAGAGCCCUCGCCCAUGCCCACAUGAACCAGGUGCUGAAGGAGGCCACCUGUCGAGUGCCCCAGAAGCGAUGCCAGCUGGUCCAGCAGGAUCCCUCCAAGAUCUACACGCCCCACUGCACCAUCCUGCACCGCUGCAGCGAGGACAGCGGAUGUUGUCCCAGCAGAACCCAAAUAUGCGCCGCCAAGAGUACCCACAACGUUGAGCUGCAUUUCUUUGUGAAGAGCACCAAGCACCGCAGCGUCAUCGAGAAGCGGACAUUUGUGAACCACACGGAGUGUCAUUGCAUCGAGCGGUCGAGCUACAACGAGGACACGGCCAUGGCCAACUAUGGACCAUCGGCGGUGCGGGCCACCAUAUUAAGCUGCACCUGUCCGCGCAGCUUCGAGAAGAUCCUGCAGGACGACGGGCAGUGCAGAUGCGAUUGCAGCUCCGGCAACUACGAUUGCGACUGGCUGAAGCGAGGCAACGAGCACUUCGACAUGAACAAUCGCAAGUGCAUUCAGCAAGGUCGCUGCAAGCCGCCCACAUGUGAGUACGGCCUCUACAUGGAGAAGCACGGUCGCUGCCCCAAGCAGCACGAGCAGCCUGUCUACAAUGCCAUGUCGUAAGCGACGAGUCCCCGGAGUCUGAGGAGCGAGCGGAACCAGGAAAAGUAUUAUUCAGUCAAGUGGCUAACAACUCAAGGCCAGACGACGAGUGGGGAAAACGGGGGGGAAAACUCUACCCCCCUGACGACUAGAGGAAAAGCAAAGAGGAGAGACGUGAAUUUAGUUGCAUAUCCUAUACAAAACAAUACGAAAAUAAAACGAAAAGAAAUCUAUUUAUACACAAGGUUGGGUCGAUCAGAAGGAUGUGAAUAUAAACUCAAGAAUUCAAAGGACAAACUUUGAAAUAUUCCAAGAACUUUUGAAUAGCAGGAAUUUUCAAAUCAUUUAAAAUAUGUCAAACUG
Molecule: messenger RNA, 1115 nt
Organism: Drosophila serrata
Lineage: Eukaryota; Metazoa; Arthropoda; Insecta; Diptera; Drosophilidae
Gene: Pvf3
Product: PDGF- and VEGF-related factor 3
Biological process (GO): hemocyte migration
Cellular component (GO): membrane
Molecular function (GO): growth factor activity
Source: RefSeq, a predicted model, not a curated record